AUGACAGCGUACUGCCAUGCAGUCUACCAGCUCGAGGACAAAUUCGACGGUCUUGAGCUCAACCAUGUCGCAAGACGCUUCAACGAGGCAGCCGAUGAACUGGCAAAGGCAGCAUCCGGCCGGAGGCUAGUCCCCACCGGUGUCUUUAUCAGUAACUUGCAUAAGCCCUCGGUCCGCUAUGAAGAAUCGGGAGAGGUCAGCAAUGAGCCACUUGUCCCGGACCCGGAGGCCGACCCCUCCGACCCCAAGGUUAUGGAGAUCAACUUAGACCUGGCAGAAGGGGCCAACCCUCUGCCUGACUGGAGAGUUCCGUACCUCGACUACCUCAUCUUCGCCGACGCCACCCGCGUGGUACGCACCUACGAGGGAUGCCAAUUCUACGCCCGACAGACUCAUGUACCUGCCCAAGCGCUCCAAACCAUCCCCAUCACGUGGCCCUUCACAGUCUGGGGCCUGGACCUUGUCGAGCCCUUCAAGAAAGCACCCGGGGGCUUCACCCACCUACUCGUCACCGUCGACAAAUUCUCGAAGUGGAUCAAGGCUCGACCGAUCGCACAGAUCAAAUCCGAGCAAGCGGUGCAAUUCUUCACCGACAUCACUCAUCACUUCGGAAUCCCCAACUCCAUCAUCACGGACAACACCACGCAGUUCAUCGAGAAAAAAUUCCUUCGUUUCUACGACGAUCACCACAUCCGUGUGGACUGGUCGGCCAUGGCACAUCCCCGUACAAACGGACAAGUUAAGCGGGCCAAUGGCAUGAUACUCCAGGGUCUCAAGCCAUGGAUCUUCAACCGCCUCAACAAGUUCAGUAGCUAA
Molecule: messenger RNA, 816 nt
Organism: Setaria italica (foxtail millet)
Lineage: Eukaryota; Viridiplantae; Streptophyta; Magnoliopsida; Poales; Poaceae
Exons: 2
Coding region: 1-816 (271 amino acids)
Biological process (GO): DNA integration
Molecular function (GO): nucleic acid binding
Source: RefSeq, a predicted model, not a curated record